This is a messenger RNA of Wyeomyia smithii (pitcher-plant mosquito), 1697 nucleotides long. Its product is annotated as aldehyde dehydrogenase 1A1-like. Bases 146 to 1612 code for a protein of 488 amino acids. The record is from RefSeq and is a predicted model, not a curated record. NCBI's taxonomy places the organism in Eukaryota, Metazoa, Arthropoda, Insecta, Diptera, Culicidae. Gene Ontology annotation, molecular function: aldehyde dehydrogenase (NAD+) activity. The transcript has 2 exons.
UUUUUCUUCGCCUGUUCAACACUAUACAAACGUGCCGGCUCUCCAGCAGUGCACAACAGUCUAGAACCCCAUCUUGCCGCAGUUGGACGUGUUGUCCGCGAUUUUUUGAUUAUUUUCAUCGUCCCUUUUUUUGGCAUUGUGUAAAAUGGCUAUCGCAGCACCGGAGGUAAAAUACACAAAGAUCUUUAUCAACAAUAAGUUCGUGAAUGCUGUGAGUGGAAAAACGUUCCCCACGAUAAAUCCGGCGACUGGGAAAAAGAUUGCCGAUGUCGCCGAGGGCGACGCAGCCGAUGUCGAUUUGGCGGUCAAGGCCGCAAAAGCUGCGUUCGAGCGAAAAUCUGUCUGGCGCCAAAUGGAUGCUUCUGCUCGAGGAAUGCUGCUGCAUAAACUAGCCGACCUGAUGGAAAAAAAUCUACAGUACUUGGCCAGUCUGGAGUCGUUGGACAAUGGAAAACCGUACACCAGCGCCGUCUACGAUGUGCACGGAUCCGUUGCUGCACUAAGACAUGCCGCAGGUUGGGCUGACAAGAUCCACGGCGAAACUCUGCCUACGGAUGGUCCCCAUUUGACUUAUACCAGAAAGGAACCGGUUGGUGUAGUUGGACAAAUUAUUCCGUGGAACUAUCCUAUGCUGAUGUUGGCCUGGAAGUGGGGACCCGCUCUAGGAACCGGCUGCACGAUCGUUAUGAAACCAGCGGAACAGACUCCGUUGACGGCUUUAUAUUUGUGUGCUUUGGCAAAGGAAGCUGGCUUCCCUGCUGGUGUGAUUAAUAUGGUACCUGGAUACGGGGCAACCGCUGGUAACGCCAUAACCGUCCACCCGGAUAUCCGAAAGGUAGCUUUUACAGGAUCAGUGGAAGUUGGUAAAAAAAUUAUGGCUGGUGCAGCUGGAACUCUGAAGAAGGUUUCCCUGGAGCUGGGAGGAAAAAGUCCGCUGGUUAUUUGCGAUGAUGUUGACGUGGAUGAGGCAGCACAAAUUGCAUACGGAGGUGUGUUUGAAAACAUGGGUCAAUGCUGUAUCGCCGCUACGCGUACAUUUGUUCAGGAAGGAAUUUACGACGCAUUUGUGAAGAAGGCGGCUGAACUGGCAAAGUCACGCAAGGUUGGCUGUCCAUUCACUCAAGGCACUCAACAUGGACCACAAAUUGACGACAGGCAGUUCAAGAAGAUUUUACACUAUAUUGAAAUCGGACAGAAGGAGGGUGCCAAGCUGGAAACGGGCGGAGUUCGUGUCGGUACCGAAGGUUACUUCAUCGAACCAACAGUAUUCUCCAAUGUCACCGAUAACAUGACGAUCGCGAAGGAGGAAAUUUUCGGCCCGGUGCAGAGCAUUAUCAAGUUCAAGACCUUGGACGAAGCGAUUGAUAGGGCGAACGCCACCAGCUUCGGACUGGCUGCAGGCAUCGUAACGAAAAACCUAAACAACGCGAUUCUUUUCAGCAACGCCGUCGAAGCCGGCUCAGUAUGGGUCAACACCUAUCUGGCUGUUGCCGUGCAGGCUCCCUUCGGAGGGUACAAGCAGUCUGGAAUUGGACGCGAAAUGGGUAAAGAUGGAAUGGAAUUGUAUCUCGAAACGAAAACCGUUUCCAUCAGGCUGCCCUCGAAGGUUUAGGCUGUAAAAUGUUAGCUUUUUGUUAUCAAUUUUAUACCCAGCUUAUGAAAUGCAAUUGUUUUGGAAUACAAAACCUCUUCUUGAA